AUGUUUACAUUGUACUAUUCUUUGUGUUUUUACACUGUACUAUUAUUAUUCUUUAUAUGUUUUUAUACUGUACUAUUCUUUAUAUGUUUUUACAUUAUACUAUUAUUCUUUAUAUGUUUUUAUACUGUAAUAUUCUUUAUAUGUUUUUAUACUGUAAUAUUAUUCGUUAUAUGUUUUCACACUGUACUAUUAUUCUUUAUAUGUAUUUAUAUUGUACUAUUCGUUGUAGAUGGGCUGUUGCCGUAUGCCAGGAAAUAUGCCCUGCGAGUAUGCGCUUCUGUUUACAGGAAUGAAUUUAUUGAUUUAUCUUCCCUGCCUGGAUCUAUUCCUUUUCUAGACCCAUUCUCCGAAAUAUCCCACUCCAGGCUCACACCGUCACAAAGACCAAACACUCUAUUGGGCCGACUUACACCUCCCUAUCCCACGGGCUGCGGAUUAUGCGCUUCUGUUGACAGAAUGAAUUUUGCAUUUUUAUUGGAAAUUCUUAAAGUACGUCUCAAUUGCCUCUCUGUCUCUUUUUAUGUACUCGGCUGCUUUUGGGUCUUUCAGAGGGACCAUUUGCGGGAAGUCUAUGACCUUCACCCGCUUAAAGUCGUCUCGCACCAUAAUGUUAAACUCGUUGAAGUCGCCGUGUGCGUACCCUAG
Messenger RNA from Nematocida major, 645 nucleotides. RefSeq lists its product as uncharacterized. Bases 1 to 645 code for a protein of 214 amino acids. NCBI's taxonomy places the organism in Eukaryota, Fungi, Microsporidia. The record is from RefSeq and is a predicted model, not a curated record. The transcript has a single exon.